Messenger RNA from Fraxinus pennsylvanica, 1035 nucleotides. The record is from the annotation of a GenBank genome assembly. NCBI's taxonomy places the organism in Eukaryota, Viridiplantae, Streptophyta, Magnoliopsida, Lamiales, Oleaceae.
AUGAUGAAUUUCAAACUUUCGAAGGUUGCAGUAGCUGCACUGCUCUUUUGCGUGGUGGUUUUCUCUCUUUCUGCAUCUGUUUUGGCUGAACCUAAACCUGCACUGCCGGCGAAAGUAGCGCCACUCAAAGUCGGGUUUUACGUGAAAACAUGUCCUCUUGCCGAGAAGAUUGUAAGAAAUGCAGUGAACAAAGCUGUGUCACUCAAUCCAGGAAUAGCUGCUGGGCUCAUUAGAAUGCAUUUCCACGACUGCUUUGUUAGAGGUUGUGAUGGUUCGCUGUUGCUGGAUUCAAUUCCUGGAAAACCAGCUGCUGAGAAAGAUAAUUUUGUGAAUAACCCGAGCCUUAGAGGGUUCGAGGUAAUCGACGAGGCUAAAGCUCUGAUAGAGGCUGUAUGUCCUAAAACUGUCUCAUGUGCAGACAUUCUUGCAUUUGCUGCUCGUGACAGCGCCCUUAAAGUUGGAGGCAUUUGCUAUGACGUCCCUGCUGGACGACGUGAUGGCCGUGUUUCUUUAAGCUCCGAAGUUCUGCAGGAACUCCCUCCACCUUUCUUCAACGCCAAGCAACUUGAAGACAACUUCAAAAGAAAGGGAUUUUCACUUGAUGAAAUGGUUACACUAUCUGGUGCACACUCCAUUGGUGUCUCUCAUUGUUCUUCAUUUUCGAGCCGUCUUUACAGUUUCAAUACAACCCACCCACAGGAUCCCUCAUUGGAUUCUGCUUAUGCUGCAUUCUUGAAAACCAGAUGCCCUUCCCCAGCGAAUAACGGGGUUGACCCGAUUGUGAGUCUGGAUAUUCAAACUCCAAUCCGAUUGGAUAAUAAGUAUUAUACAAAUUUGCAGAGUCGUAGGGGGCUAUUGACUUCGGACCAGACAUUGCUGGACAGUCCCUUGACUAGGAAAUUGGUCGUGGACAAUGUUAAGUACGGUAAUGUUUGGGCGAAGAAGUUCGGGGCUGCUAUGGUGCGUAUGGGAUCCACUGAUGUUCUUACUGGUAAACAAGGAGAGAUCAGGGGGAACUGCCGUUUCGUGAACUGA